AGGAAGAGGGCGGUGCACUGGAGUGUCACCGCACUGCUAAUUUUAUCUCUCUCUCUCUUUCUCACCAUCACCCUGUCCCAACAUGUCCAGUCUGGAGCUGUGUGCAGCCAGCGAACAGCCUCGCCAGGAAAUCUGAGCCUUUGCACGGAGCAGGUCUGAAAAGUUUUCGAGUCCAGCGGAGAAGAGAAGGUUUUGCUGCGAGUCGGGAUGCCAGGGGUGAGGCGGCUGCUGGUGCCUGCCCUCCUGGGCUGCUGGUCAGUCUCCUGGUUGGUUUCCCUCCGCUUGCCGCUGGUGGGAGCUCAGCGGGGGCGAGGCGAGGGACGCUGGGGCCAGGUGAUUCAGUGGGAGAACAACGGCCGGGUCUACAGCCUCCUCAACAGCGGCUCGGAGUACAUCCCCGCCGGGCAGGACCCGCCCCAGAGCAACCCCAGAGUGUGGCUGGGAGGAGGCUCCAGCAGCAGCCCCAGCAGACACCUUCGCCCAGGGGGCACUGGACGCCGCCAGGCGCCAUCCCAGCCGGUCAGAGUGGGCUCAGAGACAGUGAGGGGUCAGACGAGGCACCCUUUUGGUUUUGGGCAAGUCCCAGACAACUGGAGGCAAGGAACCUUUGGAGACCCCAGCAACACCCACAGGUAUCUCCCGGCCUCCCCUAGGCAGGAUACCAGGUCAAGGCAGUAUCAGUCCAGCUCCUUCUCAGAACCUUCUUUCGCCCAGCCACCAUAUCCAAGUUUCCCUGCUGCCCAGCCACCUUACCCCAACUCUUAUGAGCCCAGCUACGAAUAUGGUUCACCACGGGGCUUCGAUGCUGUGGAUGAGAGUGUUCCUUCUCGCAGGGUGCCUGGGAGCUUACCUUUGGAAGGUAGGGGGUACCCCUAUCAGCCCAGGACAAGAUACGAUGAGUAUGGAGAAAAUGUCUACCCUUACCGAGCCCAGAGCCAAUUUCCCAUUCAGGAGAGGUACAACGUCCCCCAGCAACCUUCUGCUUUUGACGGACUUGACAGAAGAUACAUGCACAGUCUGUACGAUGAGAGCAGGGGACAGCUGCUCCCGGCGGGAGAGACUCCAUCAUCCCUUUCACCGUCUGGCACUGGUGGAAACCCUGCCCUUCAGUCCCCAGGCCCGUCCUCAGAGGUUGGCCAGUUAGGCCCACGAGUGAGUUCUGAAGGCGCUGGCACUGGGUUCCACCCAUUCAGCCGCAAUGUCCCAGUAGAUCCAUACCCCUCAUCCCGCUACGUGGAACCGAACGCCCCUGCCACCAAUUUGGAACAAUACGCACUUCGGCGAGUGGAUCCCAAUGGUGGGACUGAACAACUGAGGCGCCAUGUUCCUUUACCACGUAUGGCCCUGGGGAGUGUAUAUAGACCAGACCAAACUGGCAGAGGUUUGCCUGACUUGGUGCCAGACCCAUAUUAUGUCCAAGCCUCCACCUACGUGCAGAGGUCCCACUUGUAUUCCUUACGGUGUGCAGCAGAGGAGAAGUGUCUGGCGAGCUCUGCGUAUACUUCUGAGGCCACAGAUUAUGACAUCAGGGUCCUGCUGCGGUUUCCUCAGAGAGUAAAGAACCAAGGGGUCGCUGACUUCCUCCCGAACAGACCUCGGCACACUUGGGAAUGGCACAGCUGUCACCAGCACUACCACAGUAUGGAUGAGUUCAGUCACUAUGACCUGUUGGAUGCAGCUACUGGACGGAAGGUAGCUGACGGACACAAGGCUAGUUUCUGCCUGGAGGACACGACAUGUGACUUUGGUCACCUGAAGCGUUAUGCCUGUACAGCACACACCCAGGGUCUGAGUCCUGGUUGCUACGAUACCUACAAUGCGGAUAUAGAUUGCCAGUGGAUUGAUAUCACUGACGUCCAGCCAGGGAAAUUCAUACUGAAGCUUCAAGUGAACCCCAACUAUCUUAUACAGGAAUCAGAUUUCACAAACAACGUUAUCAGAUGCAACAUUCACUAUACGGGGCGAUAUGUUGCCACGACGAAUUGUAAAAUCACACAGUCAUGAUCUACAAGUUUUGAAUUGCAAACGCUGCAUAUCCUGAGCAAACAUCUGGCGCGUUGUGGAACUUGAUCGGACAGCAGCUGUGAUGUUUGGUAGCUGCCAUCAGGAGUUAACGGGAGUUCAGUCAGAAACAGCGAAUCAGCCUGUAGAGCUGUGGGAAAUGAGCCAACAACUGCAGACAGACCUUUACAUGGACUAGGCCCCAGAUUAUUGCCAGCGAGGUUGUGUGGGCAUCUGAAACAAGUUUCCAUUAUAAUUAGCAAAAGAAUUGCCUUAAGUUUCACUUUUGAGGGCGUAAGAGGUAGGAACAGGAAUCGGUCAUAAGGCCCCUCAAGCCUGCUCCAUCAUUCGGUAAGAUCACAGCAGAGCUUCUACAUCAACUCCACUUUCUCGCCCAAUCUCUUGAUUUCCUUCUUGUGUCCUAACAUCUGUCAAGAUCGGUCUUGGUUAUAUUGAAGGAGUCAACAUUCUCCGUCCUCUGCAGUUGAGAAACCCAAAGAUUCACAACUACCUGAGUGGAGAAAUUUCUUCUCACUUCAGUCCUAGACGGCUCACCCUUAUUCUGAGAUUAUUCACCCCCCCCCGCCCCGCUAAUUUUAGACUUUCCAGCCAGGGGGCAUAACAGGCACUCUGCAUUCACCCUGUCGACCCAUCUAAUAAUUUUAUACCGUUUCAAUGCGAUCACCUCUCAUUCUAAACUCCAGGGAAUAUAGGCUCAGUCUACUCUUGUGUGUCUCUACUUCCAUCCUUGACACUCAAUAGGGGAGCAGUCCAUCAUAGGAUCCUGCUUAUAUGUCCUUGAUGGUAGAAAAAGCAAAUUUCUGUCACUUAUAGGAAAAAUUAAACGUGUUUAGUUAAUGGGAUUCUUCUCUCACCUAGCCUUUAAAAGCAACAUGGACUCAAGGGACUGAAUGGCUUUCUCCUGUUCCUAUGUCCAAUGUCCUUCUGCACACUCAAUAUUAACCUGUCCUUUCUUUUCACAGACGCCGACUGACUUACUAUGUUUUGAGCAUUUUCUAUUUUUAUUUCAGAUCUCCAUUCUUUUUAAUUGUACGCUUGUUCCUAAGUAAGAACAAAAAAAAAAGCCAAAUGUUGGAAAUCUUAAAAGAAAAAUCCCGAAUUGCUGGAAAUACUCAAUGGGUCAGCCAAAAUCUGUACAGAGAAAAGAUAGUUUAUGAUAUUUCUGGUGUGUAGCCCUUCAUCAGAACUGCAAUUAUAAUAAAAUUGGGUAAAAUGUGACAGAGAGGAAAACAAGUGUGGCGGAUGGGAUGUGGUGGUUCGAGGGUUAAGCGAUAUAUCAAUCACAGCUUUCAUCUCUGAACACUAUUGUUUUAAACCUUCACGUUGUUCCUCUCAGUUACUUAUACACCAUUAUGUAUAUUUUCAGUGUUAAAAUCUGAAUUCAUCUCUGUGCCCCUUACUGUAACUCACUCAUUUACUGGAUGCAGGAACUCUGGGACUCGCUUCGCUGAUAACUAAUUUCCUCCCACAAAAUACACAUUUGCUGUGGCCAGACCAUUGCCUCUUGACGCUCUCUUUUACACAACAGCUUGUGCCUCUAUCGCGCCGUUAACUUAGUAAAAUGUUCCGAGGGUCUUCGACGGAGCGAUUAUCAAACUAACUCUGCACCGAGUGACAUCAAAGAGAUUUUGAGGUAGGUGAUUGAAAGCUUGGCUGAAGUGUUAGAUACUAAGGAGGAUCUUAAAGGAGGAGAGGGGGAGGUCUUGUGCUGCAGUGGUUAGUUUCCCUGCCUCUGAGCCAGCAGAUCGAGGUUCACAUCCCACCUCAGGUCCUGAUGGUCCAGGGAGGUGCAUUCAUAAUGUGACCAAACAAGUUGAUAAUGGCCAGUAAAUUUUUCCAACACACACCAAUAGCACGGGAGAAGAGCGGGAGAGAUUCCUGAUCAGCCAUGUGAUGGAAAGAGCAGUGGAGCCUCUACCAUCACUAUCCAGAGCUCUGGACUGCAACAUGUGUGUAAAAGUGCAAGUUGCCACAGAAACAUGGACUCCAGGUAAUCUGUCACACACCACCUAAAGGAGGAGAGAGAGAUUUGGGGAGGGGGGAGAAAUCUAGAACUUGGGGCCUAGACAGCUGAAAGAAUGUUUUUAGACUAAAUAUUAAUGUAUUCCUGAUUAUAUGAAGUUUUUGCCUUUUCAAAAAAAAAACAUUACCUAAUAUUUCAAGCAGCAUUGAAUAAGCUCCUUUUAUCCACAUCUUGGAUUAUGGAUCUUGGCUAGUAACCUAAGUUUGUCCAAUAUUUUUCUCAAGGAAAGAGUUCCAUCACUCUCAUUCACAGCCAUAAACGUAAGUGCAGUACUUACCAAAUGAACACUUUCAAAUUCAGUAUUGAUGUCAUGUAACCUACUAAAGCUGUUUAACCUCGUGGAUUCAAACUCUCCAUGGACACAAUGUAAUAUGUGCUUGAAUAAAUCUCUUUAGAGAGUUCCUUAACCUAGCUGCGCAGCGUUUCCUGUUCCAAACCUGCACUGACUUUGACGUGAUUAUUUCCAAGUCAAGCCAAUUUCAUAGCAAUCUGCCAAGGAAAUGUACUUUGUUAAAUCAUUCCAGGGAGACAGUGAUGGCUCAUUACCAAAACUGACCUGGAAUUGACAAGGUCAGCAGGGGGGAAAUACAUGACUUUGCAUUUCUCCAGUGAGGUUUGAGGCGCAGUUCAGCGAAACAUACCCUCUCAACCUUAUGAUUGAUAUCAGUCCACGGCCCAGGUUAAAAUCUGCUUUUCCAUUUCAGAACCAUUAUGUUUUCUACUGAUUAUAUACCAAAGAAAGUUCAAAGUUGGGUCAUUUUAAGUUUGGAACAUUUAUGCUCACAAUGCUUUUAAAGACUCUUAAUUUGCAGUGUAUUCCUGAUGAUUUGAAGGUGUUUUGCAUUAAAAAUACUGAAUUAUCUAAUAUUUCAAGAAACUUUGACUUAAGAGGAAUAGAAAGAAAGAACUUGCAUUUAUAAAGGACCAUUUGUGAUCUCAGAUGUCCCAAAGUGCCUUACCAGCCCAUUAAGCACUUUUGAAGUGUACUGUUGUAAUGUGGAAACUGCAGCUGGCAAUUUGUAACCACAAGCCCCCAUAAAAAGCAAAGUGAUAGUGGCCAGAUUAUCUGUUUGGAAAAAAAAAACCCAGAAAAUGUUGGAAAUACUCAGCAGGUCUGGCAACAUCUGAGGGGAGAGAAACCGAGUUAAUAUUUUAAGUUUGUGACCUUUUAUCAGAACUGAGAAAAGUUAGAAAUGUAAUAGGUUUUUAAGCAAGUGAAUGAGUGGCGGGGCAGUGGGGGGAACAAAGAACAAAAGGGGAAAGUCUGUGAUAGAGGGGAUGGCAGGAGAGAUUAAAUGACCAACGGGUUCAUGGUGCAAGGCCAGCCCAGAAGGAAAAAACAGUUCGGACCAGUAACUUCCCAGUUUUACUGGUGUUUCCAUUUUAAGAUGUACAAGACCAGUUUGGACCAGUGUUCCUAUUUCCCAGCUUUCACUGUUUUUUCUUUCUGGGCAUAGGAAGUGGUAAUGGGACAAGUUUAAAAAAAAUUGUUCAGAGGUGGUGUGAAUGGCAGGAUCCUGAAUAGUUGCAGUCUGAAAGCUGAGGAAAGGAAAUAAGAGAGACGCAAGAUUAAAAUAAAACAAAGAGAAAGGAAACAAAAUGGGGGCAAAGGUUAAGAUCUAAAAUUGUUGAAAUCAGUGUUGAGUCCAGAAGGCUGUAGUAUGCCCAGUAGAAAGAUUAAGUGGUGUUCCUUGAGCUUCAUUAGACAAUCUGUUUUUGUAAUCUUGAUUGAGGGAUAAAUAUUGCCCAGGGCACUGGGAAGAAUAAGCUGCUCUUCUUCCAAUAGUGCUUAGAGAUGUUUACGUCCACCUGGGGGUGGGGGGUGGACUUAGCAUUGGUUUAUUAUCUCAUCCAAAAGGCAUUUGACUGUGAGAUAGAAAAUGUCACCAAAUCGGUUUCUGCCCUGUGAAGGUAAUGGGAGAGAAGAAUGGCUCACAUUAUUCCUGGGUCUCAGGAUGAACUAGAGACAGUUUAUUGCUGAAAAAGGAGAAAUGUUAUCAAGAUAGCUCGCAAGAAAUGACCAAACUGUAAUGGGGGGAACGACAAUUUAAAUUUAAAGUAGAAAUUGUUGCUCCCCCGUUUACAGUUUGGUCAUUUCUUGCGAGUAUCCUAAUGAGUGUGAGACAAAAAGCUACGACAGCAUUUCUCUUUUUUCAGCAAUACUCAAGUUCUGUGCUACUAAACGACUAUUGGAGACACUUUACAAGUCAAGGUAAUGGGAAUACGAUAGACUUUUUUGCAGUUGUCUAAAUUUCAGUUUAAUGGAAAGCUUCAGAUGGGUCCUUCAGGGCAGAGUAUAUAAGGCUUUGAUCGUGCUAAUUUCGCUCUUAACCCCUCUCUCUUGUGAAAGUCCAAACAUCUCUGUCGACUUUCUUCAGGGUUGUUGGCAGGCUAACCUCUGGGUUAAGGGUGUCGAGUAGCUGUGGGGAACCUCCUGAACUGCAGGAUUGUAUUUUAACCCCACUCAGCGAGUGCAGGAGAACCACUUUGUGAAGCUCUUUCGUGCCCUUGCCUGCUCUUUGCAUCAAAACCUGCGCAGUACACUUUCCGAUUUUUGCUUCCAACGGAAUAUGUUAAUCGUUGUGUACGUUUCUGUAAAUAACUCAACUGUAGUUAAAAAGAAACUCUUUGCUACUGACAUAAGAAAAUAAUGAUUUACUGCGUACCAAAAGUAACUGAAUGAAAUAAUGUUUGUGGGGAGCAAUUGAACUAUUUGUUUCUCGUAGAAUAAUAGCAUGAAGCAAUCGGCUGGACACAAUUGUGCAUGGAGUUGAUUUGUGCUUUUAUUCCAAGCCCUCGGGAACCAACAACUGGAAAACCUGGCAACAAACCUAACCCUACUGAAUGGACUGCCUUUUAACUGAACCAAAGUGAUUAUUUGAGAUUAAUGACGUUGCACUCAGAGGCCCUGUCUGGUAACUAUGUGUAGGCACCAAAUAAAUUUCAGAAAUAUUUCAAAGGAAAUAGAUAAUUUUGCUGAACUUCUGUAGGUUGGAUGUAUAGUUACAAUAUUAAUAAAAAUAAAGGAAAAUUCCAUGGAAGUUUUGGUUUGAAACCA
This is a messenger RNA of Carcharodon carcharias (great white shark), 7103 nucleotides long. It is a transcript of the gene loxl1, whose product is annotated as lysyl oxidase-like 1. The transcript is spliced from 7 exons. The record is from RefSeq and is a predicted model, not a curated record. NCBI's taxonomy places the organism in Eukaryota, Metazoa, Chordata, Chondrichthyes, Lamniformes, Lamnidae. Gene Ontology annotation, biological process: peptidyl-lysine oxidation. Gene Ontology annotation, molecular function: copper ion binding; protein-lysine 6-oxidase activity. The coding region runs from base 208 to 2004 and encodes 598 amino acids.